Rotaria socialis is the source of this 2958-nucleotide messenger RNA. NCBI's taxonomy places the organism in Eukaryota, Metazoa, Rotifera, Eurotatoria, Philodinida, Philodinidae. The record is from the annotation of a GenBank genome assembly.
AUGUCUAUUGCCAAUAGAAACGAUGCUGUGGAAUUCAAUGACGUCGUAGAUUUAAAUCGGGAAUGGAAAUGCUUACAUUUAAUUAGCCAAACACCGAAAAAUGAUUAUGCUUUAGUAAAUUACGAUGAUAAUCAUUGGAAAACGAUUGAACUACCACAUUGUGAAACUAUAAACGAUACAUCAGCAUAUUGGUAUCGUAAAAAAUUUCACUGGAGAUACAAAUCAAAUAUUUCACAACAAAUUUAUUUAAAUUUUCCUUCAGUUGACAAUGACAAUAGAAUACCAGGAAUUAUUUUAUGGUUAAAUGAAGAGUUAGUUUUUACCGGUACACUUUCAAAGCAACCAAUAGAAAUUACAUCAUAUUUACAUAGAAACGUGGAUAACGUUAUUGCUAUUUGUUCAUCAGACGGUUACUCGCUUUCAUUAAAUGCUUAUAUAUUUAUGCCCAAGGCUUCUAUCGGUCAAUUGAAUUAUGAUCAUAUUGAUGAAAACACAUUAAAGCCAAAACGUAAAAAACUGGACUAUACAGCAUGUUUUAGUGAUACCGAUGGACUUAUUGAUGUUGUGAUUGAUUCAACACAAAAAAUGGACGAAGAACAAUAUUCAUCAGUUGAAGAUGAAUGGGUCAAUAUAUCUAGGCUAGAUAUUGAUCAGUCCCAAGAAACAGUCAUCGCAGGUCAUAUACCACGUCUUGCUAUACUUAUACUGAUUGUUGGAACACGUGGAGAUGUUCAACCUUUUAUUGCUUUAGCAAAAACAUUACGUUCGUAUGGCCAUCGAGUUCGUCUUGCUACACAUGAAGUGUUUCGAAAGUUCGUUCGAGAAAAUGGAAUUGAAUUUUAUCCAUUAGCUGGUGAUCCAGCUGAUCUUAUGUCAUUUAUGGUAAAAAAUGCCGGCAUUGUUCCAUCCGUUAGUAGUAUUGUAUCUGGCGAUGUAGGUAAAAGUCGUCGAAUUAUUGCUGAUAUUCUUAAAUCUACUUGGAAAGCAUGUAUUGACGAAGAUGACGAAACAGGUAUAUCAUUUGUAGCUGAAGCAAUUAUUGCUAAUCCACCAUCAUAUGGUCAUAUUCAUUGCGCACAGAAAUUACAGAUACCACUUCAUAUGAUGUUUACGAUGCCUUGGUCACCAACAAGUGCUUUUCCACAUCCUUUUUGUAAGGUUAAUUACGAUUUAGGACCAACCGAUCUUAUUAACCGAUUAUCAUAUGGUGUCGUGGAUAUGUUGACAUGGUCUGGUAUGCGUGAUAUUAUAAAUGAAUUUCGUGAGAAUACUCUUCAACUGUCAUCUUUGCGUACGAAAGAAGGCUUUCAAGGAUUGACCAUUGAAAAAGUUCCCUAUACUUAUUGUUGGUCACCAUCUCUUGUCCCGAAGCCAGCUGAUUGGCUUCAACAUAUUAGUGUUUCUGGAUUUUUCUUUCUUGAUCUUGCAACAAAUUAUCAACCACCUGAGCGACUUCUUCAAUUUCUUCAAGCUGGUGAUCCACCUAUCUAUAUUGGUUUUGGUUCAAUUACAGGUCACGAUUCACGUCGUAUUCUCAACGUUGUAUUAGAAGCUUUAGCUACAACAGGAUAUCGAGCCGUACUAUUGGGCUUAGCUAAAGAUGAUGAUAUACUACCUGAUAAUGUUUUGAAAAUUGAUAGUUGUCCACAUGAUUGGUUAUUUCAAUAUGUAUCGGCUGUAUGUCAUCAUGGUGGUGCUGGCACAACCGCUGCUGGUCUUCGUGCUGGUAAGCCAACCAUUGUUGUUCCAUUUUUUGGUGAUCAGUUUUUUUGGGGAGCAAUGAUUGCGAAAAUUGGUGCUGGUCCAACACCUAUCCCUGGCAAGCGUCUAAAAGUUCAUGAGCUGUGUGAAGCAUUUCGGAUGGUUCAUCAAACAAGUACACGUGAAGCUGCCGAAAGAUUACAAGCUGCAUUUGAACAUGAAAAUGGAUGUGAUGCUGCGGUUCAUGCAUUUCAUUCUAAUUUACCAUUAGAAAAAAUGCAAAGUGAUAUUGAAUCUACAUUUGGGGCAUGCUAUUGGCUGAAAGAUUAUAAUUUGAAACUAUCCCGUCCUGUUGCACAAGUUCUUGUUAGUGCUGAAGUGAUAAAAGAAUCAGAAUUGAGUGUACAUUCGACGUACAGUUGGAGUAGACUAGAAAAAAAUGAUCGUCCUCAUUUUCCUAUUUAUGGUAUGAUAAGACAUGGACAAAAAGCUUACAAUUCUUUAUUUAUCGAUACGCCGAGACGUUUACGCCGUGCAACAAGUUCAAGUAAUUUAAUUGCUGGUGCACGUGACAGUGCAGAAUGUAUUGCUAAAGGUGUUGGGAAAAGUCUGGGACAUGCAUCAAUUGGUUGUUUAUCAUUGUAUGGUGAUGUAACUGAUGUUCUCGAACGUUUGCCACAAUUAUAUGAUCCAUAUUCGGAAUGUGAUAAACAUAAACAACCACACAUAGACGGUAUUCAAUCAGGGGCUAAAGCCGCUGGAAAUUCUGUGUGGCAUGGAUUUAAAGAUGGUAUAGCUGGAUUAAUAAAAAAACCUCGAACAGGCUUUCAACGUCAUGGAAUCAUUGGUGGUGCAGCUGGUGCAGCUGUUUCUAUACCAAGUGUUGUUAUUAAACCUGUUGCUGGUACAUUAGCGUCAAUAACAUGGUUAAGUCGAGGUGUUUAUGCCGAAGCAAAACAUUUCAAGAAUAAAAGUAAUCCUGAUUCGGGUAAUCAAUCACCAGUAUCUCGUCCUUACGGACAUAGACGAACAGCUUCUGGGCCACAGAGUUACCAGACGGAUACUUCACCAGAAGGACGAGCUUCAUUUGAAUCCGGUUUAACAAUCGAUAAAUGCACAGAAAUUUUGACUGAAUUUGAACGAAUUAAAAAUGAACGGGAAUCAAUGUCCAUCAACAGUAAUAAAUCAUCACCACGGAAAAAAGAAAACAAAAUAAAAAGAUUAUUUCAACGACAACGUAGUGGCUCAGCUACUUAA